AUGAACACAAUCAAGGCCUUCCUAUGGCACCUACCGCUCUGUCUGCUUGCCACUGUCGCAAGUAACGCGAGCCCUUCAGAACGACCUCCAGAGCGACCCCUAGUCGAUGAACUCGCAGACAGCGGUGCCUUCGGCUACUACCCGACAAACACCUACACCACCGCUGUUGGACUCAAUGAACCGAAGACGAACUUCAUACAGUGGAGUGAGAGGUGCGAUGACGGCCUACUGUACUUCCUCACUCCCCGGGGCUGGGGCAUUGAAAAUGCGGGACCGAUGAUCCUCGACGGUCGUGGCAAAUUGAUCUGGACAAAACAUUUCGACAACAAGUUCGGUGGUCAGGCUUACGACUUCUCAUUGCAGCAGUACCAGGGUGAGGACUACCUUACGUUCUGGCUUGGCGACGAUCGUAUACGUGGUCACGGAGCAGGAUACUACUACAUGUUGAAUGCUUCAUACGACAUCGUCCACCGAGUUGGCGCAGCUGAGGGCUUGUCCGCCGACUUGCAUGAAUUCCUGGUCACUCCCGAGGGAACAGCACUCAUGACGAUGUACGAGAUCAUGGAAUACGAUCUCACCGGCAUCCAAGACUAUCAUCACGACGACGAACGGCCAGGUUUUUCAUACAUAUGGGACUGUGUCUUUCAAGAGGUCGAGAUCGAAACUGGCAACCUCAUCUUUCAAUGGCGAGCUUCGGAGCAUGUCAAUAUCUCCACAACGUACCACGGCAUUGGCCCGGGCGGUUCGAGAGAUGAUCCCUUUGACUGGUUCCACAUCAACAGUAUCGCCAAGGACGAGCUUGGGAAUUACUUGGUCUCCGCAAGAUACGCGCAUAGCAUUACCUACAUCGAGGGUAGCACAGGUGACAUUCUUUGGACGCUCGGCGGGCGAAUGAACGACUUCAUGGACACUAGCGGCGGUUCAGCGCUCAAUUUCGCAUGGCAACACGACGCGCGAUUUGUUCCUACGGACACGUUCCCUAACAUGUAUAACCCACCACCCGCCCGUCCAGGCUUCGAGACGAGGCUCGUAACGCUUUUUGACAACGCUGCCGAGGAUCAGCACUACGAAUAUGGCCUUCCGAUCUCUCGAGGCCUCUUGCUGGAGAUCACGUACCCGAUUCAAAGAAGCGCAGCUGCUCGAUCACCGAGCCCCCGUCCCAUAAAAAAGCGUCAAGAGCUGGGUCUGAAUGAGCAAAAAGUUCUCGAUAUCAAUGGCACGAAGCCUGAAUAUACUGUCCGAGUCAUCAAGUCCUACGAGAAUCCGCAGGGCGUGCGCUCGUCAUCGCAAGGCUCGCUACAGAUCCUACCUCAGAACGGUGGUCAAGAUCCGAAGGUCCUUGUCGGGUAUGGUCUCAAUGCUGUUUGGACCGAGUUUGAAAGCGAUGGCAACGUGCUGUGCGAUGUUCACUACGGAGCCACUACCUCUUGGGAGCGCGGAGACAUCCAGAGCUACCGCACGUACAAGUUUCCAUGGAUCGGCCUGCCAGAGGAGCCACCUUCAGCGGAGAUCAGUGAUGAUGAUGCUGUCGUCUGGGUCUCGUGGAGCGGAGCAACAGAAGUUGUCGAGUGGAUCCUGCAGUGCUCGAGCGAAGAUUCUGUUAACGACAAGACAUGGGAAGAUGCUGCCCGAGUCGCUAAAUCGGACUUUGAAACCAUGAUCGAGGUGCCGACAGACGUCCACCUACACCGAUAUCUGCGGGUGAUCGCGCUCGAUAAGAACCGGCGUCUUUUGCACUUUGGGACCAGCUUGACCAUCGACCGAGGGCCUCUUGGUGCCUACCUUCCGUCGGGCUGGGGCGGUCAUGUGCCUUACUCGAUUAAGCAGAUGUCGCCCUUCGAGUUAUUCCCGAUUCUGGCUUUCUCUGUCUGCGCCGCUUUGCUCUGUUAUAGCGCAUUCCGCCGCUUCCUUUCCUGGAGAACUGGAAAAUCUUCUGUCGGGCCUAUAAGGUGGCGCCAAGGUGUUUCCCACAGACUUCUGGGCGAGCCAUGGGCAUGA
Lecanosticta acicola is the source of this 1998-nucleotide messenger RNA. The record is from the annotation of a GenBank genome assembly. NCBI's taxonomy places the organism in Eukaryota, Fungi, Ascomycota, Dothideomycetes, Mycosphaerellales, Mycosphaerellaceae.